Messenger RNA from Geosmithia morbida, 1440 nucleotides. Its product is annotated as Flavin-dependent oxidoreductase, luciferase family. The record is from RefSeq and is a predicted model, not a curated record. The transcript has a single exon. Bases 1 to 1440 code for a protein of 479 amino acids. NCBI's taxonomy places the organism in Eukaryota, Fungi, Ascomycota, Sordariomycetes, Hypocreales, Bionectriaceae. Gene Ontology annotation, molecular function: oxidoreductase activity, acting on paired donors, with incorporation or reduction of molecular oxygen; monooxygenase activity.
AUGGCUACCCAGGAGAAGAAGCAGCUGAUCCUCAACGCCUUCGUCAUGAACACCCCGGGACACCUGUCCCCCGGUUUCUGGAAGCACCCGCGCAACAAGACGGAGCAGUACAAGCGCCUCCCGUUCUGGCUGGACCUGGCGCGCCUCCUCGACGAUGCCGGCUUCCACGCCAUGUUCAUAGCCGACACCCUGGGUCCGUACGACGUGUACAAGGGCCCCGCGAACGUGGUGCCGGCCCUGAGCGCGGGGGCGCAGUUCCCCGUCAACGACCCGCUGUACCUGGUUCCCUCGAUGGCGGCGGCGACCAAGAACCUCAUCUUCGGCGUGACCGCCAGCCUGACGUACGAGGCGCCCUACUCGCUCGCGCGCCGCCUCUCGACCGUCGACCACCUGAGCGAGGGCAGGGUGGCUUGGAACAUCGUCACGUCGUACCUGGACAGCGCGGCGCGCAACCACGGCCUGCAGGAGCAGAUCCCCCACGACGAGCGCUACGCCAUCGCCCACGAGUACCUUGAGGUGCUGUACAAGCUGUGGGAGGGGAGCUUCCGCGAUGACGCCGUCGUGGCCGACCGCGAGACGGGCCGGUACAUCGCCGCCGACGGCGUGCGCCAGAUCCACCACAAGGGCAAGUACUUCAACGUCCCCGGCCCGCACUUCUGCGAGCCCUCCCCCCAGAGGACGCCGCUGCUCUUCCAGGCCGGCGUCUCCGAGGCCGGCAACGCCUUCGGCGGCAAGCACGGCGAGGUCAUCUUCGUCGGCAGUCAGACCCCCGAGGACGUCCGCAAGAUCGUCGACGACCUGCGCGCCAUCGCCGCCAAGGAGGGCCGCGACCCGAACCACUUCAAGAUCGUUGUCGGCAUGGGCGUCAUCGUCGCCGAGACGGACGAGGCCGCCGAGGCCGAGAAGGAGGACCUGCUCAGGUACGUCGACGAAGAAGGCGCUCUCGCCCUGUUCGGCGGCUGGACCGGCGUCGACCUCUCCAAGUACGACGACGACCAGGACUUCUACACCAGCGACUCGCCACGCGUCCAGUCCCUCGUGCGCCGCCUGGCCAACGUCGUCGUCGGCACCAAGAACACCCCCUGGACCAAGCGCCGCAUCAUCGAGCACCUCAGCCUCGGCGGCCUGCAGACAAAGAUCAUCGGCGGCCCCAAGAAGGUCGCCGACGAGCUGGAGCGCUGGGUCGAGGUCGGUGGCGUCGACGGCUUCAACCUCGCCCACAUCACAAACCCCGGCACCUUUGAGGACAUCAUCAAGUAUCUCCUGCCCGAGCUGAGGCGGAGGGGAAUCUUCCGUGAGGCGCCGACCGCUGAGGGUGCCACGGCCCGCGAGGUCUUCAUCGGCUCCAAGAGGCUUCCUGAGGAUCACCCCGGGAGCAAAUACAAAUGGCGUGCCGGAGAGCCUGCCCCCAAGUUCCAGGAAGCUGGCGUGAGUGUCUAG